CUUUCAGCAACUCAACCAUCAUCAAUUUGAAGGACUAGUCUUCUUCAAUUCUUCAACUGUCCAACUAUGGAUUGAAUGAAUGAAUGUAGCUUCGCUCAGAGUUUGACAGUGUACUCUCUAAUGGCUCGUUCACUGCUCAUUCUCUACUCUCUCUCUCGUCGCCGUCUCUCUGAUUCUUUCAGAGGCUUAUUCUUCAUUCCCACUACCUUAGCUCUCUUCACUUCUCUGUCUAUCCUCUUCUACAUCUCUUCUACCUCCAAUCUCUUCCUUCACACCCACCAGUCCCGUUUCCAUUUCAAACAUUCAAUCGAUUCUUCCACUUCAUUCUCUCGACCCACCAUCUCAAUUAUCCAAGAUUCGCUUCCCAAACCCUCAAAAACUCCAUUUCUUGGGUCGCGAAAACAGGGCAUAAUCGAUGUUCGUGGUGGAUCUGAGAGUCAAUUGCCAGUGAAGAUCAAAAUUGGGUCAAAGGGAAACUAUGUGAAUAACAAAGGGGUGUUCCAUGACAGAGAUAUUUUUCUGGAAAACUAUAAGGAGAUGAAUAAAAGUUUCAAGAUAUAUGUUUAUCCUCAUAAGAAAAGCGAUCCCUUUGCACAUGUAUUCUUGCCAGUGGAUUUUGAACCUAGGGGUAACUAUGCCAGUGAAAGUUACUUUAGAAAGGUUCUCAUGAAAAGCCAUUUCAUUACUAUGGAUCCUUCCGAAGCAGAUCUCUUCUUCCUGCCAUUUUCAAUUGCAAGAUUGCGACAUGACCCAAGGGUAGGAGUUGAAGGUAUCCAGGAUUUUAUAAGAGAUUAUAUCUUCAACAUUAGUCAGAGGUACCCUUACUGGAACCGGACAGGUGGUGCUGACCAUUUUUAUGUUGCUUGUCAUUCCAUUGGACGAUCGGCAAUGGGGAAAGCAGAUGAAGUAAAAUUGAAUGCUAUUCAAGUUGUAUGCUCUUCAAGCUAUUUCCUAUAUGGGUAUGUUGCUCACAAGGAUGCAUCCUUACCACAAAUAUGGCCAAGACAAGGAGAACCUCCAGAUCUUGCUUCGUCAGUAAGUUCAAAUCUCAGGGAAAAGCUAGCCUUUUUUGCUGGGUCAAUCAACUCCCCUGUCCGUGAGAAUCUUCUUGAAACAUGGAAGAACGACUCUGAGAUCUUUGUCCACUUUGGUCGGCUCACAACGCCAUACGAUAAAGAGCUUCUUGGCAGCAAGUACUGCCUCCACGUCAAAGGGUUCGAGGUUAACACAGCUCGUAUUGGCGAUGCACUGUACUAUGGUUGUGUCCCCGUCAUCAUUGCCAACCACUACGAUCUCCCAUUUUCGGACAUAUUGAAUUGGGAAAGGUUCUCAAUCAUCGUUGCCACGUUGGACAUCCCGCUGCUGAAGGAAAUCCUCAAAGGGAUAAGCUUCGAUGAAUAUCUGAAGCUUCAGAGGAACGUGUUGGAGGUGCGAAAUCAUUUCCAAUGGCAUGUUUCCCCGGUUGACUACGAUGCUUUUUACAUGGUUAUGUAUGAGUUAUGGCUCCGGCGAAGUUUAAUUAGGGUUCCAUUUAGUGGUUUGCAGUUGCUAGGAAAAGAAAAAGGGUAAGUACAUACAAAUAGAGAUUUUAUUAGCAUGUUGGCUUAGCAUAACACCAUGCGCAUUGGCAUAGGUAUAAUGAUUCUUGAAGAAGCAUAUAAAUUUUUUUUCUUUGUAUUUGACCAUAUAAAGUUUCAUUUUUUGGGAA
Messenger RNA from Camellia sinensis, 1708 nucleotides. RefSeq names its product putative glycosyltransferase At5g11130. NCBI's taxonomy places the organism in Eukaryota, Viridiplantae, Streptophyta, Magnoliopsida, Ericales, Theaceae. Gene Ontology annotation, molecular function: glycosyltransferase activity. The record is from RefSeq and is a predicted model, not a curated record.